Molecule: messenger RNA, 339 nt
Organism: Rangifer tarandus platyrhynchus (Svalbard reindeer)
Lineage: Eukaryota; Metazoa; Chordata; Mammalia; Artiodactyla; Cervidae
Source: the annotation of a GenBank genome assembly
AUGCACUCCAGUGUUAUUGCAUGGAGAACCCCCUCUCUGACAGAGAAGCCUGGCAGGCCACAGUCUACAGGGUCACAAAGAGUCAGACAGGACCGAAGUGACCCUGCACAUAUAAACACAAGCUUUUUUUUUUUUUUUUUUUGGUGUGGCAGCUCUGCCCCAGUGAGAGUUGAGCGUGAAGGUGGUGCAGCUGCUUGGCUUGCAGGAACCCUGGCAGCGCCAAGUGUUCAGGGACACAAACUGCCUCAGGGGCAGGAGUUAUGGCCCUAUCAGAGAUUUGUUUUUAAGCCUCUUGUAGCUGGCAAUCAGAAAGUUUCUUUGGCCAGUCUUUCUCCAUAG